AUGACAUUUUUUUCUUGCAACCUCUCUCUUUUUCUUAUAUUCAUUUUAACAUCAUCCUUCCAUUUUUGUUUCUUUUACUCCUUUCAUUCAUCUUGCCAAUUUUUGCGAUUCUUUUACAUUCAUUUUUUUAUAAUUUAUCUUUUUACCUCCUAUCCAGUUUACUCUUUUUCUCAAAUACUCUUUUCCAGAAUCUACAAAAUCCUUCAUUCUUUUGUAUUUCUUUAUUCAUUUCUUCCUCAACUUAUUCUUUUCUUAAAAAGUAUUUCCAUUUUCUUCACCUCCAUUGCUAAACAGUUCUCCUCACUUCUAUAUACUUUACCUCCAUUUCUCUUGUUACUGGUCACUGCUUUUUUACUUUCUUUUUAUUUCUUCACUUCUUCCUUAACCUAUUUCUUUCUUAAAAGAUUUGUUUCACCAUUUUCUUCAUCUCCAUCUCUAAGCAGUUCUCCUCACCUCUCUCAUUUCUGCUUUUAUUUUCUUUUUUCAUUUUUCAACUCUUUAUCAUUAUUCAUCUUUGCUACUAAAUUUAUUUGUGUUCUUCUUUCUCUCUAUUUUCUUCUUUCUCUUUCUUCUUUGUCUUUUCUUUCUAUCUUUUUCCUUUCUUUUUUCACUUCUUUUAUUGUUAUUCCCAUUUCUAUCCUCCUUUUCAUUUUCUUUAUUAAGAUUUUUUUAAUUCACAAAAACCCUAUUUUGUCUACUUCCAUAAAACUAUUUUUUCCUAAUACAGUCUGA
Messenger RNA from Acanthosepion pharaonis, 732 nucleotides. NCBI's taxonomy places the organism in Eukaryota, Metazoa, Mollusca, Cephalopoda, Sepiida, Sepiidae. The record is from the annotation of a GenBank genome assembly.